AGGGGGGCUCCAAGCGGCUGAGAGCCCUGCCACGGGAGAGGUCGCCGCAGCGCCAUGGAGGGGAGCCCCAUCCCGGUGCUCACCGUGCAGACGGUCCCGUACGAGGACCAGAAGCCGACGGGCGGCGGGGGGCUGAGGAGGCCCACGGCCGUCUUCGAGAGCCAGCGCAACUACCUGCCCAACUUCGUGCAGAGCGUGCUCUCUUCCAUUGACCUGCGCGACCGCCAAGGCUGCACCAUGGUGGUGGGCAGCGACGGCAGGUACUUCAGCCGGACGGCCAUCGAGGUGGUGGUGCAGAUGGCGGCGGCGAACGGGAUUGGAAGAUUGGUUAUUGGUCAGAAUGGCAUCUUAUCCACCCCCGCUGUGUCAUGCAUUAUCAGAAAGGUCAAAGCAGCUGGAGGGAUUAUUCUGACAGCUAGUCACUGUCCUGGAGGACCUGGAGGAGAAUUUGGAGUUAAGUUUAAUGUUGCCAAUGGAGGACCAGCUCCAGAUGCUGUUUCUGAUAAAAUCUACCAGAUCAGCAAAACUCUUGAAGAAUAUGCCAUUUGUUCGGACCUGAGAAUUGACUUAUCUCGACUAGGAAGACAAGAAUUUGAUCUGGAGAACAAAUUCAAGCCUUUUCGGGUUGAGAUAAUAGACUCUGUGGAAGUCUACCUCAAUCUUCUGCGGACUGUCUUUGACUUCAGUGGCAUAAGAGGCUUGCUGACAGGGCCAAAUCAACUUAAGAUCAGAAUUGAUGCUAUGAAUGGAGUGAUGGGACCCUAUGUCCGGAGAAUUCUGUGUGAUGAAUUAGGAGCCCCUGCCAAUUCUGCAGUUGACUGUGUUCCUCUGGAGGAUUUUGGUGGCCAGUAUCCGGAUCCAAAUCUGACAUAUGCAACUUCCUUGCUGGAAGCGAUGAAAGGAGGAGAGUAUGGAUUUGGAGCUGCUUUUGAUGCUGAUGGUGACCGCUAUAUGAUCCUAGGUCAAAAUGGAUUUUUUGUGAACCCUUCUGAUUCGCUGGCCAUUAUUGCUGCCAAUCUCUCCUGCAUUCCAUAUUUCCGUCAGAUGGCUGUGCGAGGGUUUGGUAGGAGUAUGCCUACCAGUACUGCACUGGACAGGGUGGCAAAAUCUAUGAAAGUCCCUGUGUAUGAAACACCAGCAGGCUGGAGGUUCUUCUCAAAUCUGAUGGAUUCUGGCCGGUGCUCACUUUGUGGAGAAGAAAGCUUUGGCACUGGAUCUGACCACAUCCGAGAGAAGGAUGGACUUUGGGCUGUCCUAAUUUGGCUCUCAAUAAUGGCAGCUCGAAAGCAGAGUGUGGAAGAGAUUGUCAGAGAACACUGGACAAAAUUUGGCCGUCACUACUACUGCAGAUUUGAUUAUGAAGCGCUGGAUCCUAGAACAGCUUAUUUCAUCAUGAGAGAUCUGGAGGCUUUGAUCACUGACAAGUCUUUCAGUAACCAACAGUUUGCUGUUGGAAAUAAUGUCUACAGUGUGCAAAAAGCAACCAGCUUUGAAUAUGUGGAUCCCGUAGAUGGCACUGUGACCAAAAGACAGGGACUGCGGAUAAUUUUCUCCGAUGCCUCCAGGCUUAUCUUCAGAUUAAGUGCUUCUAGUCACGUGCGAGCCACCCUCAGGAUCUAUGCAGAAAGCUAUGAAAAGGACCCCAGCAAACACGAAAAGGAACCACAAGCCGUACUGAGUCCUCUCAUAGCAAUUGCACUGAAAAUAUCUCAGAUUCAUGAGAGGACAGGUCGAAAGGGUCCUACCGUCAUCACCUGAACCAAGAAAGGAUCACUAACCCAGGGCCAAAUUUGAGAGGGCAAGGGAGAAAGAAGACCUUGCCCAAACACAUCCGCUGUUUGUGCUUUAUAUUACUCUAAGGGUUUGAGGGCUAUGGGAGAGGGAGGGGGGGACAAAAUUCAGUGCUGUUCAUAAUUCAGUUUCAUUGAUCUGCUAAGACAGCAGUGCACUUACUUCUGUACUAUGGCUUCAAUAUCUUCUUAUACCCAAAAAUAACCAAAGAGAAAGCUCCUUUUUUAUGUCAAGGCUCAGUUAUUACAAAAUACCAGCAUGACAGAAAAUACUCUUGUGUUCUGUAUUUGCAAAGCAGGAGUGGGUUACCUCCUCCCCUGGUUGAAUUUGUUGCAAUGCACAGGUUCUUGGGAUUAGUAUUUUGAAAAUCCUUAGUUUUAAUUCAAAAAGGAAAUGCUAUUAUGGUAGCCAAGGUUUUGAAAAAGCUCAGAAACCACAAAAAUUCUCAGUUCCUGGGAUAGUGAUGGGAUGAUCCAUGAUUUUGAAGUGGAAUGUAACAGGGCUCUUGGUCACUCCAGUGGUCUGGAAGGCUCUGCUGCUGAGAAGGGCCUUAUACUACCCAAGAUGCCAGAAUUUUUCCUCUUGGUAUGAAAUGCCACACUAGGCACAGAGUCAAAGCAAUGCAGCUCAUGCACAGAAACUGCAGGUGUGGAUGUUCUAACCCCUACUAGUUUUAGAUGUGUAGCCUGAUCCUCUGCAUGUUUACUUUGGAGUAGGUCCCACUAAGAAAUACCCCCAUGUAAGUGUACAUAAUAUUGCAGCUUUACACUGAGAUUUCAUUUCACUAAUUAUCUUUUCCAAUCAUACUGGCAACUGCCAUUCCUAAUCUCCCAGACAUAGUUCCAUAAACAACAAAUACUGUACAGUUGAAGCCUGGCAUCUAUUACAUUCAUGCACAUUUUAUGUAGGUAAAACGUUUGACUGUAAAAGGUAGAGAAAGGCAAUUACCAUGCAGCAAACUCCUUGGCAUUCAGCUUUCAUUUUCUGCUCUUGUCUGCUGUAUUAUUCCCAAAUGCCUACCCACCAGCACAAAUGCUCUACACAUGUGGUUUACAUGCUUGCAAUUAAAAAGUGCAAUGGCCCUUUCCACCUAGCUUUCUUAUAAACCUUCCUCUAUCCGAAUGUGACUCUGUGCAGUUUUAAUUUAAAAGAGAUACCUAUUUUACUUUUACUAAACAAUGCGUGAAGAGAUUUCCUUCUUUUAGCAUUUAGCUGCUGUAGCUGCCUCUGCAUAGAUCCAUAUUUUUCAUUAGAUUUUACUGAUUUUGGAAAGGAAAUUAUUGGAUUUCCCUCCUGCCUCCUUUUUUUUUUU
Messenger RNA from Elgaria multicarinata webbii, 3103 nucleotides. It is a transcript of the gene PGM5, whose product is annotated as phosphoglucomutase 5. Gene Ontology annotation, cellular component: cytosol; adherens junction; sarcolemma. The record is from RefSeq and is a predicted model, not a curated record. The transcript has 11 exons. Gene Ontology annotation, biological process: carbohydrate metabolic process; striated muscle tissue development; myofibril assembly. Gene Ontology annotation, molecular function: magnesium ion binding; phosphoglucomutase activity. The coding region runs from base 55 to 1758 and encodes 567 amino acids. NCBI's taxonomy places the organism in Eukaryota, Metazoa, Chordata, Lepidosauria, Squamata, Anguidae.